This is a messenger RNA of Acanthamoeba castellanii str. Neff, 981 nucleotides long. RefSeq names its product glutathione Stransferase. The transcript has 8 exons. Bases 1 to 981 code for a protein of 326 amino acids. Gene Ontology annotation, cellular component: cytoplasm. The record is from RefSeq and is a predicted model, not a curated record. NCBI's taxonomy places the organism in Eukaryota, Discosea, Longamoebia, Acanthamoebidae.
AUGUACACGCUGCUGGGGGCCGAGGUGUCGCUAUAUACCGGCAAGGUGCGGGCCUACCUGCGCUACAAGCGCAUCCCCUUCACCGAAGUCGUGGCAAGUGCAGAGGUCUACCGGACGGUCAUCAUUCCAAAGACGGGCGUCAGCUACAUUCCAGUGCUCUUGACGCCAGACGGCGAGACUGCAGUGCAGGACACGACCGACAUCAUCGACUUCCUCGAGCGCAGAUUCCCCACCAACCCGAUCUACCCCGCUACCCCAUGCCAACGGCUCGUGUCGCUCCUCUUUGAGGUCUACGCCGACGAAUGGCUCGUGAUCCCGGCCAUGCACUACCGAUGGAGCUUCCCGGAGAACCUCGACUUCAUCUACCGCGAGUUCGGGCGCACGAACCUCCCCGACGCCUCGGCCUCGGCCCAGGGCAAGAAGGUCGCGGCCAAGUUCGCGGGCUCCCUGCCCUUCCUGGGCGUCAGCGACCAAACCAAGGCCGCCAUCGAGGAAUGGUUCGAGACUUUCCUGGGGCAACUCGACGCCCACUUUGCCCAGCACGCAUUCCUGCUCGGCGGGCGGCCCACGCUGGGCGACUUUGGGCUGAUGGGUCCGCUCUACGCCCAUAUCUCGCGUGACCCCUACCCCGGCCGGCUCCUGCGCGCCAAGGCGCCCCACGUCGUCCAGUGGCUCGAGCGAAUGCAAUUCAACCACCCCCCAGCACUUGCCGGUGUUUGUCGACACAAUGGCGAGACUCUCCGAGUUCUGCCGGGGCCGGGGCGGGGCGGCCGGCUCAGGCCGCAUCCCGCGUGCCCUCGGGUGGCACGACUUCACCGUGGGCGGGGCCAAGGGAAGCCGCCUGGUCUACCCCUACACCGUGUGGAUGUUCCAGCGCCCACUCGAUUUCUGGGCAUCUCUUUCCAGGUGACACGCACGCACGCACGCACGCACACACACACACACACACAACGAAAAAGAAGAAGAAGAAGGUGGUGUUGA